AUGGUUCACGGACAGCGAGGGAGCGAGCUCCUUACCUUCUUCACCACCAUGGCCCAUCCAGAGCCAGAUGGGGGAGGAAUACCAGCAAACAACAGGCGGGCGCAGCUCGAAUCUCAAAUGUUAGAUUCUUCUGAUCUGACCUCACACAUCCUAACUCUCGAAUCAUGCAUGGACUCGUAUUUCUUCACCAAGAAAGCAGAGGCCAUAAUCAUCAUCAUCGGCGUUGUCGUCGUCGUCGUCGUCUCCAUCCCUGCAUUGGACCCCUACUCUCUCCCUGCGGGAGCUUUGAUUACCCGAGGAAGAAAGAUAUUGAGAGAGAGCGAGGGAGAGAGAGGCGGCCAGAGAGAAACCAGGGAAAAAGAAAAGAAACGAAAAGGGGAAAAAGCAAGCAUGUCCAAAUGGAAUGCAGGAAAGAUGGGAAGAAGAAAAGAAAAGAAAAGGCCCGAAAAAAAGGGCGCCGCCGCCCGCCCAUCUUCCUGCUCCAUGGUAUUUAAGCAUGAGAUGAAGGAAAAGAAAAGACAAGCAGCCAACUCUGUCCAAUCUCCCGCUCUUCCCAUCCAAUAA
Molecule: messenger RNA, 564 nt
Organism: Trichophyton benhamiae CBS 112371
Lineage: Eukaryota; Fungi; Ascomycota; Eurotiomycetes; Onygenales; Arthrodermataceae
Exons: 3
Coding region: 1-564 (187 amino acids)
Source: RefSeq, a predicted model, not a curated record